This is a messenger RNA of Podospora pseudopauciseta, 393 nucleotides long. RefSeq lists its product as uncharacterized. Lineage: Eukaryota; Fungi; Ascomycota; Sordariomycetes; Sordariales; Podosporaceae. Bases 1 to 366 code for a protein of 121 amino acids. The record is from RefSeq and is a predicted model, not a curated record. The transcript has 2 exons.
AUGCAUUGUACAGCUGUCAGUGGACCCUCUUUACGCGUUCGCGUGCAUUGUGAGGAAUGGUUUCACGCCCCUUUUGAUUUGUGCACAUUACCUAACCAUAAGGGCUCCACCGCGGGUUUUCGGUGGAGCUGUUCAUUCCUUUCCAGAAUUUCCCAAGGAGGGGCAAAGCGCAAUUGGAAGCUUGUGCGGGGCAGGGAACACCGUUGCGCUGAAACCAAGCAGGCGAGUCAGCCCCCCGUUUGGUGCCAUGUGCCUUGCAUCUUGUGCCUGGCGCGUUGCCGUGUUUGGCUUUCUGGAGGAAGCCAUCACGUGCACACAAUGAGGAGAAAUCACCAGCCCAGGCUCUGGAAUACCGCAUUAAAAUAAAUUGAAUCAAGAGCUUUCAAUUAUGGC